ACUACCUUGGUUUUCAUCCUCAGGAAACACUGGCAAAUUUGGAGAGACAGAUCUAUGCUUUUGAAGGAAGCUACCUGGAAGACACUCAGAUGUAUGGCAAUAUUAUUCGUGGCUGGGAUCGGUAUCUGACCAACCAAAAAAACUCCAACAGCAAGAACGAUCGGAGGAACCGGAAGUUCAAGGAAGCGGAGCGGCUCUUCAGUAAAUCCUCAGUGACUUCAGCAGCUGCAGUAAGUGCAUUGGCAGGAGUUCAGGACCAGCUCAUUGAAAAGAGGGAGCCAGGAAGUGGGACGGAAAGUGAUACUUCUCCGGACUUCCACAAUCAGGAAAAUGAGCCCAGCCAGGAGGACCCCGAGGAUCUGGAUGGAUCUGUGCAGGGAGUGAAACCUCAGAAGGCUGCUUCUUCUACUUCCUCAGGGAGUCAUCACAGCAGCCACAAAAAACGAAAGAAUAAAAACCGGCACAGCCCGUCUGGCAUGUUUGAUUAUGACUUUGAGAUUGAUCUGAAGUUAAACAAAAAACCACGAGCUGACUAUUAGAAGACUGCUAAUGCCCGAGCUCCCCGGCCGUAGAGCCCUGCUCCCCUCCUCCGACCUCGCAGAGAGAAGCUUCCCUCACCCGAGUGCGUGACCGUCCACCGCUGCUUCCCCAGACCCGGCGCCUGUGACUCUGAGUAGUUUCUUCUGAAAUGUGACAAACAAGUCAUUUCUGUAAGACCACAUCGGAUCAUUUACUUUGUGUCAUUUUUAGUAACAGAACUGCAGAAAGGCCCGAGACAUGGUUAUAAUCCCAGCAAGUUGCUAACCGUGCGCUUCUCCCUUCUUAGAAUGAAUGUCUCCCCCCUAAAACUGGCUGGCACCAGCUUCGUCCGUGAUACGCAUCAAGCAGUGUUCUCUGGGCUUCCUGAAACUAGAACGCAGGUCACAUUUCAGAGGGAGGCUGUAAAUAUCUGGUGUUUUCUUAUUUUGUUCGUGUUUUAUCAUUUUUCUAUUAUUGUUUUUACCAUCUUAUUUUCUUCUGGGACUUUUUGUAAUGCCAUUGUACAGCUCAUAUCUUCCUGCUGACAUAUCUGAUCAUCUGUUUCGUGCAGUUGCCAAUACUCUUAACUGAAAACAAUCUGGUUUACCAUAAGUAAAAUGGGGACUUGGCUUUUUGUUUUUCUGCAGGGGGAAGGUAAAGAAUGUUUAUUUAAUAUUUACCUAUCUUAAAUCUUUCUGAGUUGGAAGCAGUUUCAUGUUCAAGGAACAGGAAAAGCUGAAAAACAUAAAUUUAAAUCAGUCUUUUUAAAAUAGAUAUUUUUAUUCUUUUGUAUAAAUAAAAUUUCACAGGCUUUGUCUUCUCAUGCUUUACUUUUAAACCCGAGAUUGUUUUUUCACUUAUUUAUUCGUAUCAUGCCUUAUGGAAAUUUCUCUUUUUCCGUCUUUUCUCUCUUUGCUGGUAUUUGCCUGAUUAAAAAUUGCUCUAAAAAUCACUAAGGCACAUGGAAAGGCCCCAAAUUGUCCUCGAAGCCGAUAACGUCUGGAGAUCUUGAGCAGAGUGAGUGACAGGAUCUACGAGAGGCUGCGAUGCCCACGGAUGCCCUUUCCUUACAGGGGUGGAUGGGCUACGAACCGGCUGAUGGUUGUUACCUGCCUCUGGAGCAGUGGUGAUCCACCUCGGCUGCACAUUGGAAUCACCUGGGAUGCUUAAGAAAGUACUGAUGCCUGGGUUCUACCCCCUGAGAUUGUGACUCGGGUACAGUCUAGUAUUGUGGGGGCAUUCUUUCAAGGAGUCCCUGGGAUUCUGGUAAGAAGCCAAGUCGAGAACCGUUGCAUUAGGAGACUGGGUGGUUCAAUUUAAAUCCUAUGUUGUGAAUCCGUUUAAGGGAUAAGAUUUGGGGCCUCAACUUUCCUUUGAUUCUGCUUAGUCGUAGUCCUUUACUUAUGCCCGUAUCUUUGUUAGAAAAAAUACAUUCCGUUUGUGAUAAUAUUGGUAGAACUGAAAUAUGGAUGGUGUCUAUUAUCAGAACACAUCUACCUUGUCAGAUGUGCAAAAGCUUUCACUCUUGUUCUCAAAUAAACUUUUUUUUGGACUCUGCCUA
Molecule: messenger RNA, 2080 nt
Organism: Vicugna pacos (alpaca)
Lineage: Eukaryota; Metazoa; Chordata; Mammalia; Artiodactyla; Camelidae
Source: RefSeq, a predicted model, not a curated record